Messenger RNA from Xylaria bambusicola, 1571 nucleotides. Its product is annotated as adenosine deaminase/editase. The transcript is spliced from 4 exons. NCBI's taxonomy places the organism in Eukaryota, Fungi, Ascomycota, Sordariomycetes, Xylariales, Xylariaceae. The coding region runs from base 74 to 1483 and encodes 469 amino acids. Gene Ontology annotation, biological process: tRNA wobble adenosine to inosine editing. Gene Ontology annotation, molecular function: RNA binding; tRNA-specific adenosine-37 deaminase activity. The record is from RefSeq and is a predicted model, not a curated record.
ACCUAGGUACUACCUCACCCUUAUCACUCGAGCAAGGCCAGAAUCUUAAAGGCUACGUUUCUCAUGACUUGACAUGACUGUCGAUUCAGACCUCAUAGCAUCUCUGGUGCAACGAGAGUUUGGAAAACUGCCAACUAAGCGGAAGCCUGUUAUCCGUGACAAUGGUCUUCACGAAUGGGUGCCCCUGAGUGGCAUCGUUUCUGAAGAAAAAGAUGGCAGAUUAACAUGUCUGGCCCUAGCAACAGGCAUGAAAUGUCUCCCUUCAUCUAAACUGCCACAAGCUCAGGGGAACGUACUUCAUGACUGGCAUGCCGAGGUACUCGCCAUCCGAGCUUUCAACUGUUUUGUGCUAGACGAAUGUCGGGCACUAGCAAGCGGUUCAAAGAGUUCAUCCCCGUUCAUACGACGUCGGGAUGGUGCUGAGAUAGCCGCUAUCCCUAAUUCCGUCGAGCUUCAUAAUGGUGACGAAAAUUGGCACAGCCAGCCUUUUGCGUGGAGAGAGGAUGUGAUACUGCAUAUGUAUUGCUCUGAAGCUCCUUGCGGGGAUGCCAGUAUGGAGCUCACUAUGGCAUCUCAAGAAGAUGCAACACCAUGGAGUAUACCAGUGGUCCCACAACAGGAGACUCUCUCCAUUCCUUCUAUUGUCCCGGAUUCAGCACCGGACACACUCCUACCCGGAAGAGCCUACUUCUCCCAGCUCGGUAUCGUCCGCCGCAAGCCUUCAAGAGGCGACGCCCCGUCAACCCUAUCAAAAUCCUGCUCAGACAAGCUAUCUCUCCACCAAUGCAUGUCUCUCCUAUCCUCGCCAACAUCCCUUCUCGUGAGCCCCGAGCACGCAUACAUAUCUACUCUCAUUCUACCUACGUCUCAAUACAGUGCCUCGGGGUGUAAACGGGCAUUCUCAGAUGGCCAAGGCGAAAAGGACGCCGGUUCGCAACAAGCCCGCAUGGCCCCAUUAGUCGCACAAGAUAGUAACGGCAAUCAAGGAGGAGGAUACAAUUUCCGCCCCUUCACUGUGAAAACAACGGAUAUCGAAUUCGCUUACUCCCGGAGAGCCGCAAGCAAUCCCCAGGAACCAAACAGCACGCCGACCGUCAAACCCAAAAUAACCCCAAGCAACCUCGCCGUAGCCCUAACAGCAUCCAACCGCGUCGAGACAACGCUCAACGGCGUUCUCCAAGGCCACAAAGCAUCGCAGGCGCACAUCCGUGGGUCGAGCUUCACCUCGCGGCGGCGGCUCUGGAGCUCGGCCGUCGAGGUGGCGAGUCUACUACCACUCGCGAACGCCCAAGACAUCGGGAGCAUACAACCCGUCCAGCAAGCCCUUGGCGUUCCCAUUUCGGCGGGAACAAGGGCAAAAACAUACCGAGAUCUCAAAGGCAGCUCUCUCUUAGAGCCGCGCCGGCGCGCUAAGCAGGCGGCCAGAGACCUCGCGUUAAAGGGGUGGGUACGAAAUAUAGGAGAUGAGGAUUUCGUGCUUUGAGAUGUAUAUAUCUAUAUAUAUAUAUAUAUAUACACGUAUACAUCUCUAUGCUGAGAAUUAUCUAUCUAGACAAUUGAUAUCUAGCUCC